AUUUCUUGACAACAUUAAACAUCAAUAAACGGUUGCGUUCGAUAGACCUGAUAUGCAUGUGCUUGAUUUUGAAUACCGAACAAAAUUACUUUCAGUAUAUAAGUUAAAAGAAUUGUUGUUCUCACAAUGAUUUAAUGAAUUGUAAAAUACCUCCGUUUAAAGGAUCAAAUCACAGUAAAACGGAUAUAAAAGCAAAGAAGGAAUAUAUUUAAAUGUAAUACAAUAACGAAACGGAUGAACGCUCUAAAAUUUCAAUGAUUAUUGUGUGUAAUUGUGGUUCGUCUUUACAAUAAAGACUGUUGACUUGUGGAAUCAAAAUAUUAGUGUGAAAGUUACUUUGGCGGAUACGGAACUAAAGACAAAACAUUAGUGUGAAAAUUACCUUGGAACUAAAGACAAAAAUGGCUAAGAAUUCUGCUAAUACGUCUGAUGGACAAUUAGUUUCUGGAGAAAGUAAUAAACAGAGUGGGAAGAAAUUCAAUCAUUUUGAAAUAACACACCCGACAGAUCUUGCUGCGGCAUACCAUUACGAUAAAGUUGUGGGUGUAAUAAAAAAGGAUACAACUGAUCGAUCUGACGCUGAGAUAAACCAAAUUAUAUCAUGGUUUCAAAAGAAAUCUGAUUUAUUUAAUCAAUUAAACGAAAAAAUCAUUCACGAUUUGAUUAAAAACUGCUCUUUUACGACAGUAGAUCGUGAUUUUGUGGUAAUCAAACAAGGUGAUAAAGGCGACUGUUUCUUUAUAAUUCUAAACGGAUCCGUGGCUAUCCACAUUAGUACAACGUCAGGAUAUGAAGAUGAGCGAAAAGAAUUUUCAAAUAAAGAGGAAGGAUCGACAGAAGGACAGGACGACAAGGGGAAAAAGGAGGAGGAAAAACCCAAAAACUUAGUUCGAUCUAAGUUUGGAAAAUAUGUCGGCAAAAUAGAAUCUGGUAAAAGCUUUGGGGAACUUGCUCUCAUAAACCCAGAUUGUAUUCGAAAUGCAACAAUAAUAGCAGAUGAAACCACUGACUUAAUUGUCAUUGACCGAGAGUUAUAUAACAGGUGUAUUCAUUCCUUCCAUUCUAAGGAAUUUGAAGAACGGAAACACUUUGUCGAAACUAAUCCCCUGUUCGAUGGCUGGCAUCCAAAGGUCAAGAGACAAUUGGCAAUGAGUUUACGGAAGGAGAAAUUAACUUUUGAAAGUUAUAUUGUCAAACAAGGAUCUCCAUUUGAUGGUUUACGAUUUAUUCUCAGUGGCCAGGCAAAAAUCUACUGUGACCCACACAUGCAUUCUAUGCAAUAUCCAGAUUAUUAUCCAUUACCGGAUGUUGACGAGUUACAGAAAGAUGAAGUCAGGGAAUCACUAAGAAGGGAACUAGGCCUAGACACGCAUUCGCAUAAGCCCGAUGGAUACAAGCCUUUGGUCACAAAUCUUCAUAAACUGUCUACACAAGACACAGAGAAAAGCGGAACACGUUCUCCACAUCUUCAUCAUAUAGAACUAUGCUUAAUUUGUUCACAGGAGUUAAUAGGUGAUAUGGAGGUUGCUAUGGAUUUAGAUACAUAUUCAUAUACCGUGAAUUGUAUACAAGAAACAGAAAUAUAUGUACUGGACCAGAAAAAUUACGAAAGGCUAUUUGAAAGACGAAAUCCACAAGUUGUUGAAAAGAUCAGGAGUUCAGUGCUAGAGAAAUUUUCACUAAGACUUUCUUGGAUACAAGAUAAAAACGAUCUUCCUUUGUUUCGCUAUUUACUGUAUAAGAUUGAAGAAUCAAGGCGACAGAAAAAAUCAAAGAGAGACAAGAGAUUAUGAGAGAUGAUGUACAUGCUAAAUAUCGCUUGGUGAUAAACAAUUAAAAGCAGGAACCUUUAUAACUGGAAACUCUAAAAAAACAUUUAGAUACAAACUGACACAAAAAGCAAGAGUACUUAUAUAUCUCUCGUAUUGCUGUUUGUUCAAAGCAAAUAACAGUGUAAUCUUGUAAUAUGGGAGAAUAAAUUGCUGAAACAAACUUAUAAAAAAACGUCUAAAAAUUAAGUUGUAUUACCAUAUCAUUCCAUUAACUAGUGUUUAAUGGUCUCUUUAUAAAAUAUUGUGCAAAAAUAAUUUAUCAUCUCUCAAUUUUCAACAUGUCUUUAUCAAAAAAUAUUUGAUCCAAAGUCACAUUUUUUGUUUUUCUAUUUUUAUAUAUAUCUAAACUUAAGGAUCCAGAUCUGCCAGACAAAAAUUACUUUAAGUGUUUCAUUCAUGUCGCCAUUUUGUUCUGUUGUGUAAGGGUGGCACAUAUGUGCAUUUUAAUAAUCAAUAAAUUUCAACAUUACAAAUAUGUUCCUUUAUAAAAGAAAGUUGAGUCUCCUCUUAUUCAAAGAUUCAAUGACAAUUAAGAUUACCAAGGAAGCAUUAUUCAGUUUGAGUCAUAACUCGAUCAUUUCCAAAAAUGUUCAUAUUUGAGUAUUGCAAUUCAGAUAUAUAAAAUGUCAUUCGGUGACCUAUAUUUACUUAGAUUCGCUUCAUUUGUACUCUGUUGGAUAGUUAUGUCAUUGGUAAUCAUACCACAUCCUUCUUACUUGAUAUUGAUUUUUUUUUCCAACUUGACAACUUUGUAACCAUAAAUUAAUGGUGCAAUAAAAGUCAACCUUAAUCGCAGUUAGAAAAGACCUUAUAAAUGCAAAAAUGUCAAUAGAUUGUGUUGUUUUGUCCCCUAUGUAACAGUUUGAAAACUUUAAAAAAACACACAAAAGAAACAAUUUGCAAUUGUAACCACUCAAAAAUAGAUGAUACACCUUUUAUACAAUCAAAACAAGAAAAAUAUUUCAAAUGGCCAUAUAAUUUCAAAGAUUGAAAAUAUUUGUAUAUGUAUAUUACUUAUAUUAACGUUUCAAGAAUAUUAAAAUAGAAGGCACUUCAUUUUAUAAUUAAACUUGUUUCUUAACUA
Molecule: messenger RNA, 2916 nt
Organism: Mytilus californianus (California mussel)
Lineage: Eukaryota; Metazoa; Mollusca; Bivalvia; Mytilida; Mytilidae
Exons: 8
Coding region: 402-1793 (463 amino acids)
Source: RefSeq, a predicted model, not a curated record